AUGCGCAUGCCUCUGUCCUCAAGUUCCCAUAGAAACAAGUAUCCUCGACCUUCAACAACCCGCGCUCCCAUAUCCUCCCUGGGGAGCCAAUUCAAAUUGUUAUUUGGAAUCGAGAAUAAGGAUGAAGUCCUGGCAAUUUCGGAAAAAGUCGUGAUCCGCGUGGAAGAUCUAGUCACGUGGAUAACGUCAGAGGCGGAGUGGACCUGGGGCAGGCUGGCGAAGUGCGAAAAAGACCUCGGACCAUUGGAGGGGAACGAGGAGGGGGGAGGGGUGCCCCCCAAAAAGACGGCGGGGAUGAGUUUCAGUUUGACGGAUAACGGGUUGGAUUUCAGCGAUGUGGAUAGCGAAAGAAAAAAUUGGGAACUCCAAACGAAGCAAGAGCCCACCACCGCCCAACCGCCCCCUCGAGUCCUCAUCCUCAGCUACCCCAAGUACUGCCGCUACCGCGCCACCAUGAAACGUCUCGACGGCGUGGAAGACUCCGUCCUCAGGCGCAAGAUCGUCCACGCUUUGGGCGGCUUCUACGUGGCUCAUCCGCGCACGCGCGUGCUCUUCUGCCGCGACACUUUCGACUACCCGGAGCUGGAAGGGCACGACAUGCUGUGCAACCAUCUGGCGCCCAAGCUGAAGGGCAGGCCGCGGGGCAGGCGGAAAAAGAGGAGCGUCUCGCCCGGCUCGGAGAGCAACGAAUCGGAGGCGUCGGUUAAAGUGGGGGCUGGUUAUAAUACGAGGGGUGACAGUAAAAAUGGACUGCGCGGCGAAUCUGGCAUCACACCUCGCCGCAGCACGCGCUGUCACGAAAACAACGAGAACAGAGAAUUCGUAAGGAAACUGGGAUCUUUCAUGAAAUCAAAUCGCACCCCGAUAGGCAGAAUCCCGUCCCUAGGAUACAAAGAAUUAAACCUCCACGAGUUCUUCUCGAAAGUACAAAGGCUAGGCGGCUAUGACUCGGUGACAGGCAAUCGUUUAUGGAAAUCUAUAUUCGAGGAGAUGAGUGGACACCAGAACAGUACCAGUGCAGCUACCAUCAUAAGACGUCAUUACGAAAGGUUUUUGUUACCAUACGAACGACACGUGAGGGGAGAAGAAUACAAACCUAUACCUGGAUCAGCGAGAAGAAGAUUGAAGAGCAAGAGAGGCAGCAGCAGCCUGAGCGAUGCUGAUUCUAGUAGCUGCGACAGUAAUCCAAUGCCAUCCACUUCUACUAAAAUGCCAUCCACCACAGUUACACCCUCUGAGAAUAAGGAUAAUUCGAGGGUAGAAGGAAAACCAUCAUCCCUGAGAAGUGUCAGGGUCAAACCGGAACGACAGAAGGAAAAACGAAGCCAAAGCGAUAAGGAAACAGUCCACAACAACAACAACGGCGAAAACAACAUCAAUAACAACAGCGACAACUUCCAGCCAACGGUGAAAACAGAGACCAAAACCGAGAAGCUCAUCAUCAAAACGGAGAGCAUGACCGUGGAAACCGAACUAUCCACAGUCAUCACCCAAAGUAAUCCCGUCAAAAUAGAGUACACCACCGCGAAAAGUGAAACCAUCUCCCCCACAGCUGACCUCAACCCCGAAAAAACAAGUGAAAAUGUGACGAUAUCAGUGACAAUCGAAACCAACCUCGUGAAAACCGAAAGCUGUCCUGUCAGUUCCGUCGUCAAAUUCGAAAAUAUAUCUAACGCCUCCGUCAAAAUCGAACCAACUGAAAUAAAAAACGAAGAUAUCAAACGAGAACAAGAAGAAAUCAAGCGAGAACCCGAAGAAAUCGAGCCGCAAUCCGUGAAGACAGAGCCAGCCAGGACGAUAACACCCACCCCCGUUGCUCCAAAUUCCCCUGCGAGUGACGUCAACCUACCCGUCGAGGGCAAAGAAAACAUCCCCGUCCUCCAAACCCGCGACUCUGAAACCCCAUCUCAGCACCACUUGGAAAUGGAAACCACUCUCAAAUCAAGGCUGCCGGAGGUCGAUCCAGAGACGGACUCUUGUCGAAUAAAAAAGCGAAAGCUCGACAUACUGAAAGAGGGCGGACUGGAAGUUACCCCGGUGAAACCCAGUUCGCUCAAAGACCUCAGACCUUCCGUAAUUCAAGUAUCAACCCCUCCUGUACAAAAAAGGGAGAUCAUGCCUCCUCCCGUAGGCAUCACCGUCCAUCAAAAACGAUCGCCGAUCAACGUUCCUCAAUCCCUCAACAUCAGCCACGUCAAAGGGUCAUCGCCUAGCACCCCCACGAAAAAAGCCACGUCGCCUAGUGGCUCAUUCCCUUUCCUCACAGGUUCCACCCCUCCCAAAGUAAUGCAAUCGCGCUCCAUCUAUUCCUACUCAGAGAAAGUAGUGUACGGCAACCCUAAAGACAUUUUCCCUAAAUCAUCCCCGCACGCUCCCAAGUUCGCGCACCCCUCUUUGCCCAGACAGUCUGGGGGUGAUCCAGUAGACCUAUCAGUGAACAGCCCCCAGAAACCCUUCGUGGAAACGAUGAGAGCUCCCCCUAGCACUUCCAUCAGCCCUUACAACCGCGACAGCGUCACCAAGAACCUCUACAAAACGAAUACGCAGCUGAUGGAGGGCAGGCGACUAGGGCCCAACCUGGAGAUCACCCUUGUCGGUCCCAACAAGCCCUACACCUCCCCAACGUCCAGCAACUACCCCCAAGCGCAGAAACGCUUAUCCCCCGAGGACAACCCCAUCUCCAGGUACAACAAGAGGGUAGCUUCUGCGAAACCUAGCGUUUUCGCGAAACCCGAGCCUAUGGCGAAAAUGCCACCCCCUAAACCACACUCGAGUCCUGCCCUACCCUCCUUUCCUCCAUACCUGACGCAGCUGUACGAGCAAGUGAACAAAGGGUUGCCGCCCUAUUUGCCCUUCAUAGACCCUACGAUGUACUAUACGGCGGCGAUGCAGAACAUGUAUUCGGGGGGUAACGUCAAUUCAGCACCACCUAUGAUGCCGAUCGCCUCCGCCGAACAGUUGAAGCUCUACGCGGAGUUGAUGGCGCAUGGUCGGUUACCUUUUCCUUUUUCUUUGCAGACUGAUAAUAAUAAUACGAAGAAACAGUAGAGCGUUCGGUGUUGUCGACGUAUGCUAUUUUAUGGCUGUAAAAAUGUGUAAGUGUAAACUCGAGUUUUCGGUGUUAUUUUAUACGAUCGUGUCAAGAAAACAACGUGAGAGGAGUCCACGAAAUGAUGAUUUUUCUGUGGAAUCGAGUUAUUAACAUGUUCUUGAACACAAUGAAAUUGACUGUCUGGACUUGACAAGUUAUUACAAGUAGUGAUUUUGAGAUUUCAAGUCAUAUAUUCCAAAAAGAUAUUUUGUACUCUAAUGAGAAUACAGGCCAUUGAAGAUAAUCACAAAAAUUCUUAAAAGACCCGAUGAACUGGCGAAAUUUUUAAAAUUCAGUAAUGAAUGAUGGAGGAAUUUUUUCAACAUUAGAAAAUGAAUGAUUAUCACAAAAAAUGCUUGGACGCACUGAAAAACAGGAGGUGGCAAUGACUACUAAACUUAUCAUUUCCGAUACUUUAAUGAAAAUAGUUUCGAAUAUCAAGAAUAUGAUGAAUUACCCUCUUUUUUACAGGCCCUUGUACAUCACUUGUGCUACAAAAUCAAAAUUAUAAAAAUGAAGUUGAUACUUAUAUUGCUCAUUAUUAAUUUCUCUUUUUCGAUUUCAACUGAAUGAGUACGAUCGUAUAAAAAAUACUGUACUUAUGUGACAAAUGCUAAAAGAAUGUUCAAAAACAGCCUAGGGACUUUUCAAUUUUUCAUCGUGAGCUAUAAAACUAUCUUUUAGCAUUUGUUGGAUAAAUCGCUUUUAUUGGUGACGAUAAAUUCAUAAUAAUAUAUGGAACUUAUUGAAAUCAAAACAAGAUUUAAUCAAAUUUGUACCCUCACUGCCCUAGUUUUCACAAAAUAUUCAACUGGUUUUAAUUCCAUCAGAUGAAAUAAUUUUUGAAUUUAUAAUUUUUCCACUCAUUUCUACCCACCCUUCAAAACAUUCAAUAUUUACUUGUUGGAAUAAUAUUUUUAUUUUAUGUGUUGUUUCUUUGAAUUUACCAGAGAAUGGUUUUUGUGUUUCAUGUAACAGAAUAUGUAUCAUUUGUUGUUGUAUAAAUCGGUGGAACAUUUUGUUUGUAAACCAAAAGGCCAGAUUAUAUAGAUAGUGUCUGUGAUUUUUAUUAUAAAUAGAUUAUAAUAGCAAACCACUUUUUUGUACAUAUAUUAAGCUGAUUGCCUUUUAUUUCCAUAUUGAUAGUUGUAUAUAAUAUGUUAACUUUUAUAAUUAAGUUUAGUUCACUUUGUUAGAUACUUCCAUUAUGAAUAAAUACCAAUAAUAAAAU
This is a messenger RNA of Phaedon cochleariae (mustard beetle), 4322 nucleotides long. Lineage: Eukaryota; Metazoa; Arthropoda; Insecta; Coleoptera; Chrysomelidae. The record is from the annotation of a GenBank genome assembly.